Molecule: messenger RNA, 549 nt
Organism: Drechmeria coniospora
Lineage: Eukaryota; Fungi; Ascomycota; Sordariomycetes; Hypocreales; Ophiocordycipitaceae
Exons: 1
Coding region: 1-549 (182 amino acids)
Biological process (GO): endosome organization
Cellular component (GO): BLOC-1 complex
Source: RefSeq, a predicted model, not a curated record
AUGGCGGCCAACGCUGUGCCGGACACCCAAUUGGGCCUCACAGACGAGGAAAUCCAGCUGCUGCGCCAGGGUCAGGCCGCACUCGGCGGGAGCGCCGCCGCCUCGACCAAUUCUAGGGCGGCCAGCAGAGCCAGCAGCCAGGGCUUGCUGCUUCUCGACAGCUCAUCUCUCGCCGCCUUGGGUCGCUACUUUGACCGGCUGAUGGCUGGCGUCGAGCAGAAUAUCCGCACCCUUGGCGAGCAGGCCCAGAUGUUCACCCAGUUGCAGUACGAUAGAGCCGGCAACAUCAUUUACGGCGCCGAUGCCGAAAUUGCUCGCUACACCGAAAUACUGCGCCAGCUAGACGAGCUCGAGCUCGAUUUUGACCGCAUAGCCCAUAUCAAGGACAUUGUCAAGGCGUAUCGACAGCGGGUCCAGGACAUGGAGCGGGACCUCGACGCGGUCGGCUCCUCCAGUCGGCACCACAAGCACCCCUCGACCCAUCGAAGCACCCACCACCCACACUCACAAUCGCACCGUCAUGGCUCGUCUCGCAAGCACAAACGUUGA